CGAGAGGCCAUAAAACUGUGAUUUAUCUGCGAAUCAAGAACUAAAACUAAACUUGGAACAUCCGCAUCACCUCCCUGCGUGGCCCUCCACCGAAGAUGAUACCCCACCGAUCAUGCCCGACUCUACUGCUAUUCCUGAUCACUCAGGGGGAUGUGAUCGCCAGUGUAGGUCUGUCCCAUAUCAUAGGCAAGCUGAACGAUCAUCUGCGGAUCUCCACAAACAUUUUGUACUGCAACGAGCACCAAAAACUGAUCAAUUACGAGUCCGAAUGCCUUCGCACAGCGGGGAUCACCAGAAUGAUCUACACCUCGGCGGCGGCCGUCAACUCCUCUCGUCUGCAGCGUCAUAUAGGAGACGGUAGCCAGCUCUUUGUUGUGAUCAGCACUGAGCCGCCAUACGAUCUCUUGCGGACACUGGAUCUCCGCUUCCAGAAUGCCGACUUUCUCAUCGUCAUCGACAGGCGAAUCGAUCGGGAAAUGUGGCUGGCCUACGUGCAACAUGCCUUUGAGCUGGGCUACGUCCGCCUUUUGCUUCACACCACCCCGAAUGGCGGCGUCUAUGGCAAAACGCUGUUUCCCAAAGUUCGGAUAGACCCCACUACUGUGGAGCAGUACCUGCAGCACAGGGCCUCCAUGCGGGACCUGCACGGCUACCCGGUCCGAGUAGCGGCCUACAAGAACGUGCCGCGCAGCUUCAUGUACGUGAACUCUUGGGGCAGGAUGGUCUACGCGGGCUUUUACAUGCGGUUCGUGCGCGCCUUUCUGGACUCGAGGAAUGCCACCUUCAUUCCGGUUCACACCCCAAGCGAUUCGCCCGGGAACUGUACCCUGUCCCUCAGGAACGAGACGGUGGACCUUUGCGCAGACUCUCUGGCGGCCAAUCCGGAGAUGUUCAGCCUCACGUAUGGCUUCAGGAUCGCCUAUGCCAAUGUGAUGGUGGCCCACGCAAAGAAGCUGCUCUCGUACCGCUAUUUGGAGGCUCCGUUCCAGAUCAGUGUCUGGCUCUGUCUGGUGACCUAUGUCAUCCUGAUCGUCGGCUUCCUGAGCUGCAUCCACUGGCAGCAGCACCGACGGUGGGACUUCAGCAAGUAUCUCUUGGAGGUGUUCAGUUCGCUGCUCUUCGCCGGCUUCAGUCUACGAUCGAUUCGGGGACGCGAGCGCUACAUACUCUUUGGAGUGAUCUUCAUGACCGGCUUUGUGUACUCCACCAUGUACCUGGGACUGCUGAAGAGCAUGCUCAUCUCGGAGGUGUUCGAGCCACAGAUCAACACCUUCGAGCAGCUGGUGGCGAGCAACACCACCCUGCUGGUGGACCCCUACGAUCGAAUUCUGUUCGCAAAGUACAACAUGCCGGAGGUGCUGUGGUCCGUCGUUCAGACGGUGACAUUUGAGACGUUGCUUUACCAUCGAAACCGCUUCGACCAGAACUACGCCUACGUGCUCUUCACGGACCGGAUGGCCCUGUACGAGACGGCCCAGCUAUUUCUGAGGCAUCCGCGUCUGCGUCGGAUACCCGUCAACUUUGCAUUCCUGUUCACCGGCAUUCCCAUGCGCAAGAGGUGGUUCCUCAAGGAGCACCUGAGCACCGCCUGGUACCAUGCCUUCGAGAGCGGACUUACGCGGAAACUGUCCGAGGAUGCCAACAACGAGGCGAUGAGCGUGGGACACCUGCAUUACCUCAUAACGGAGCACUUGGAGGCGAAGCCGCUGGACCUCGAUUAUUUCGUCAUGCCCGCCAUCGCCCUAGCCCUCGGCUCUGGCCUGGCCAUCAUCAGUUUUGUCAUCGAGUUGACGGCCUGGCGCAUGUGCCGCUCCCGACCGCAAGUCUAAAUGCAGAUGAUGAAGAUGCUGCAAGAUGAUGCUCCUCCCUUUCACUUUGUUUGAUGUAUUCUUGUGUUUGUUGUGGCAUGUUUCAGCACAUUCU
Molecule: messenger RNA, 1923 nt
Organism: Drosophila persimilis
Lineage: Eukaryota; Metazoa; Arthropoda; Insecta; Diptera; Drosophilidae
Exons: 3
Coding region: 96-1829 (577 amino acids)
Source: RefSeq, a predicted model, not a curated record